GUUAAGGUUCCGCAAAGAUCUUAGGAUGUCGCAUCUUAAGGGAUUGGGGCGACUGCUGAUCGCCGUGACAUUCUUCACAGCCGGCUUCAUCAUCAACAUUGGCCAGCUUUUGCUGAUCAUUCUUGUAAGACCCUUUGACAAACGCCUUUCCCGGAGUCUUAUGUACUACCUGCACUACUCGUUCUACUGCAUUCUGGUCUGUGUGGCUGAGUGGUAUGCAGGCAGUAAAUUAAGGGUGUAUAUCGACCCCGAGGAUGAGAAGUACUUUGGCAAGGAGCAUGCAUUUAUGCUAAUGAACCACACGUACGAGAUUGACUGGUUGACCAUCUGGAUGAUUAGCGACAAACUGGGAGUUCUGGGAGGAACCAAAGCCUUUGCCAAGAAGAUGCUUCGCUAUAUUCCCGUGUUAGGAUGGGUUUGGUGGAUGGCCGAAUUCAUCUUUCUGGACCGCGAUUUCGAGAAGGACAAGGUGGUGAUCAAAACGCAGCUAAAGGAGGUCUUUUCCUACCCGGACCCAGUUUGGUUGCUCCUCAAUGCCGAGGGCACUCGAUUCACUAAGGCCAAGCACGAGUUGUCUGUGAAAUUUGCCCAGGAACGAGGUCUUCCCAUCAUGAAGCACCAUUUGGUUCCGCGCACCAAGGGAUUCACCACCAGUCUGCCAACCAUGCGAGGCGUCUGUCCUGCCAUCUACGACCUCAAUCUCGCUUUCAAGCGAAAUGCUGAGACAAGACCCACCACGUUGUCCCAGUUAAAUGGAGAGCCCGUUGAGCCGUACAUGUUAAUUCGUCGAGUGCCACUAGAAAAGGUGCCGGAAGGUGAGAAGGAAGCCGCCGCCUGGAUACAGGACUUUUUUGUACAGAAGGAUAAGAUCAUCGACAGCUUCCACGAAACCGGUAGCUUCUUCAAGGCUUCUGGAGAAAAGGAGGUUCCCGAGAAGAUCUUCAAGCCGCGUUUAGCCACAUUGCUUAACUUUUUGGGCUGGGCUAGUUUUUGUGUCCUGUGCAUUUUGCAUUAUUUGAUCAGCGCCGUGGUUGUGGGCAACUGGAUUGGUUUUAUCACGGUUUUAACCGUUCUGGGAGGAUUUUAUGGCCUCAUGGAAUACGCUGUUAACGCCUCGAAGAUUAGCAAGGGUUCUGCUUAUGGCGUUAAGAAAUAGAUUCUUAUCCCAGAGUUUUUGCAACUCGAUGACAUUUUUAAAUGAGAUGAAUUACAUGUAAUUAUUACCCGACUGGAAAACCCUGCAAAUAAUGUACAUUAUGUCAAAUGUACAAAGAUAACUGAAUAAAAGAAUUUUAAAUGGA
Drosophila elegans is the source of this 1301-nucleotide messenger RNA. RefSeq names its product 1-acyl-sn-glycerol-3-phosphate acyltransferase delta (gene Agpat4). Gene Ontology annotation, cellular component: endomembrane system. Bases 26 to 1156 code for a protein of 376 amino acids. Lineage: Eukaryota; Metazoa; Arthropoda; Insecta; Diptera; Drosophilidae. Gene Ontology annotation, molecular function: 1-acylglycerol-3-phosphate O-acyltransferase activity. The record is from RefSeq and is a predicted model, not a curated record. The transcript is spliced from 5 exons.